Molecule: messenger RNA, 2133 nt
Organism: Entrophospora sp. SA101
Lineage: Eukaryota; Fungi; Glomeromycota; Glomeromycetes; Entrophosporales; Entrophosporaceae
Source: the annotation of a GenBank genome assembly
AUGACUACGUCUGGACUUAUAGAUGGAUUAGUGGAUAUAAAUCAAGAAAAUACUGAAAACAAAUACUCACAAAACAUCGAUUACUAUCAAAAAUACAUUGAUUUGUUAAAAAAAAAUGAAGAUUUAGAAACAGAAAAAGAAGACUAUAAGUUUAAUUUAACCAGAUAUCAAGACAUCCUUGAACCAGCUUACAAUAAAAACAUUAGAAAAUUAAAAGAGGAGAAGGUAGUUAUAUCCCAAGAGAAAGAUUUCUAUUUUGCUAAUUUUACUAAAUAUCAAAAAGAAAUUGAACCAAAAUACAAAGAAGAAAUCUAUACUUUGAAUCAAGAUUUGUCUAGAUAUGAAAAUAUUUUUAAAGAUUUAAAAAUAGAAUAUAACGAUAAAUUAUUUCAAUAUCAAAAAGAAGCCGAGAGACAUUACAGUGCGAUAAUCAGAGAUUUAAAAGCAGAAAAUGAAAAACUUAAUUUAGACAAAAAAAGAAUUAAUAACAACUUGGAUAAAGAUUAUCCCGACGAAAAAAUUAUUGAGCUUGAAACAGAUAUUCGUAGCAAAGUUUUUAUGAUUGAAGCCAUAGAAAAAUCAAAUCAAGAAUUAAGAACUACAAACGACAAAUUAAGAAAAGAAGCUUCGUCAUAUCAAUCAGCUUUAGGUGAUGCAUUAAAUGUCCAUUUGAAUAAUUCAGUUCAACUUUCAACUGAUAUAGCUUCUCUACAGGAUAGACUUGAAAAAUACGUCACAGCUUUAAAAGGUUCUUUUAUAGAAAUUGAUAAUGAUAAAAUUCAAGAAUUGUAUGGAAAAUAUAAUUUAGAUAUACAUCAACAUAAAAAUAAUAAAAUUUUGAUGAAAUCAGUUUUACAACGUCAUAUUUUAGAAAAAAUUCUUGAAUAUAUUGAUAAUUAUCUUGAUAUUACAGAAGAUGAUGAUACAAAUAAUCCCAAUAAUCAGGAAAAAUAUAUAAUGAAUCAUACAAAUGAAUUAAUAUUUCUCCUUGAUAAAUUUUAUAAUAAUCAUUUUGAACAAGAUAAUAAUGUGAUUAAAGCUAUUCCAACAAAGAUACGUCAACAAGUUUAUGGUAUAUUAGGUGAAUUUGGAUUCUCAGAGACUUGUGAAAAUAAUAAAAAACAAUAUAUGCAUCCAUUCAUAUCAUCCACAGCAUUAGAACUUAAUCAAUUAAUGGCAGGAUAUCGUUAUAUCAAAAAUGAUACUAAAAGAAAGAAUGUAGAAAAUAUGGCAGAAAAUCUUAUCAAAGAUGUUUUUAGGAUAUUUAAAUUUCGAUUAUUAGUUCAAGAACCAAAAUGUGAGACACUCUGGUUUGAAAAAGAUGUAAAAAUAAAUCCUCUAUUUAUGAAAGGACAAUGGGAUGAUGAUUGUUUGGAUGAUUAUGUUGUGGAUAUUUGUUAUUUUCCUUUGAUUGGAACGGAAUUGAAUGAUUCGAGUAAAAGUAAAGUUUGCAUUCAUGCAAAAGUUUUCCCUCGAUCUAUAGCACCACCAUCGCCUACAGCAGAAGAUCAUCCGCCUUUGAAUGAUGAACUACAAGAAAAUUCAAGUUUAAUCGGAGGUAAUAUCAAGGGUAUAUUUAAUAAAAUAUUACCCCCACCAUCCUCUUCAACACCAAGUCAAAAUUCAGCUAACAGUGAUCACAACAAGGAUCCAAAUAAGCGUCAAAAUUCGGCUAACAGUGAUCACGACAAGAAUCCAAACAAGCGUCAAAAUUCGGCUAACAGUGAUCGUAACAGGGACUCAAACAAGCGUCAAAAUUCAGCUAGCAAUGAUUGUAACAACGAUCCAGAAAAGCGUCAAAAUUCAACCGACACGAGUGAUGUUGACAAUCAAAUUAUAAAAGGAGGAGUCUGUGGUGGAAAUGAAGAUAGUAAAAUUGAAAAUAGUGAAAAUCAAGAUAUUGACGACCUAGAAAAUGAUGGUGGACAAGGAACUAGUGAAUACGGUGAAUACGGAAAUGAUGAAAACAGUCAAGAAUCUGUGUGGGUUGCUGAAUGGGUUCCUGAAAAAGGAAUAGAUCCUGAAAAGGAUGUUGAUAAAGAUGGUAAAGACACAACCACAAAAGUAAAAAUUAGUAAUAAAAAAACCAAUAGAAAAAAAAAAAAGCCUGGUAAUGAUUUUGAUUGUAUGUAG